GAAAUGAGCGACGGUCCCCGAUUCUGACAGCGCGAAGCGGCACUUCUGACAGCCGUCCCGCCCCCUCUCACUGCUGAUUGGCCGUCGGCCGAGCGCCGAGCGCAGCGAUUGGACGGAAGCCCGGCGAGGUCGACCUUUCACACCUGUCCCCAGAAGAGAGAUGGAGGGUGGAACACGCACUGAUGCACGCCAAGCACCGUGGCCACGAGGCCAUGCACGCCGAAAUGGUCCUCAUCCUCAUCGCCACGCUGGUGGUGGCACAGCUCCUGCUGGUUCAGUGGAAGCAGAGGCACCCUCGCUCCUAUAAUAUGGUCACCCUGUUCCAGAUGUGGGUGGUGCCUCUGUAUUUCACAAUAAAACUGUACUGGUGGCGGUUCCUGGUCAUCUGGGUGCUCUUCUCAGCAGUCACAGCUUUUGUCACCUUCAGGGCCACUCGGAAACCCCUGGUGCAGACAACACCCAGGCUGGUUUAUAAGUGGUUUCUGCUAAUAUACAAGAUGAGCUACGCCACUGGAAUCGUGGGGUACAUGGCUGUGAUGUUUACACUCUUUGGUCUCAACUUAUUAUUCAGAAUCAAACCAGAAGACGCGAUGGACUUUGGCAUCUCUCUCCUCUUCUAUGGUCUUUACUACGGGGUCCUGGAACGGGACUUUGCAGAGAUGUGUGCAGACUACAUGGCUUCCACCAUUGGGUUCUACAGCGCUUCAGGGAUGCCCACCAAGCACCUCUCCGACAGCGUCUGCGCCGUCUGCGGCCAGCAGAUCUUCGUGGACGUCAACGAGGAGGGGAUCAUUGAGAACACUUACAGGCUCUCCUGCAACCACGUCUUCCACGAGUUCUGCAUCCGUGGGUGGUGCAUCGUGGGGAAGAAGCAGACGUGUCCGUACUGCAAAGAGAAGGUGGACCUCAAGAGGAUGUUCAGCAACCCCUGGGAACGGCCUCACGUCAUGUAUGGGCAGCUGCUGGACUGGCUGCGCUACCUGGUGGCCUGGCAGCCCGUUAUCAUCGGCCUGGUGCAGGGCAUCAACUACAUCCUGGGCCUGGAAUAAGGGCUGGCAGCUCCCCAUCCCCACCAUGGGCACAGCGCGGCGCCGGCCGCAUCCGUCCAUCCCCACACGGAGGGGUUCGGCCGCCCCUGGGAACGAAGGAGGGGAACGAAGCAGCACGGACUCAGCCCUCCUCCCAUCGUGGGACCCGGACUGGUUUUUAAAAAACGAUUCUUUUAAUGAGAGUAUUUAAAAACGACACACAAAAAUGAAACUUUCUAUGGCCGUUUCUAUGGAACGGAUCGUCCCGGAGGCCGCGCAGCGCUGCGCUCGGGGCUGGAUCUCCCAAUCCUGCAGCUUUUGAAGGACUGGGGCUCAUCUCCAAGCUAUUCUGUGCUUGGAAAAAGCAGAGCCCACCGAGGAAAGACACACAGCUGCCCCAAAACGGAGCCGGCUUUGAUGCGGGGGGGGAGGAAGGAGCCGAUUCCCAGCCCGCUGCCUUUUGUACACCGUCUUUUCUACGUGUCCCAGUGCUGGGAGUGCUGCCCUUGGCCAGUGGGAUCUGCGGGUACACGGAGCCGUGGGGACACCCACGGGCACCUCCACACAUCGUUUGCUCUUUUAGCAGUGGAUGGAAGGACGGAGCCGUGGGGCUGAGGAGCUCUGCUCCGCUUCCCCCGGUGCGUGGAAGCCCCGGGUUCGUGGUCGGUGAUGUGGCACGCUGGUGACUCUGAGCCACGCGGCCGCGUCACACGGGUGCCGGGAUGACCCACCUGCCCCCCAUCGUUCCCAUUUUAGGGGGAGAAACCGAUGGGAUGGCAGCUGCGGUGCCGUCAGAAAUCAAUCGGUAAUAAAACGUCUCCAAAAGCA
This is a messenger RNA of Meleagris gallopavo (turkey), 1856 nucleotides long. It is a transcript of the gene RNF121, whose product is annotated as ring finger protein 121. The record is from RefSeq and is a predicted model, not a curated record. NCBI's taxonomy places the organism in Eukaryota, Metazoa, Chordata, Aves, Galliformes, Phasianidae. Gene Ontology annotation, molecular function: ubiquitin protein ligase activity; metal ion binding. Gene Ontology annotation, biological process: ERAD pathway. Gene Ontology annotation, cellular component: endoplasmic reticulum membrane; Golgi membrane.